CUAAACUAAUCUGGUUUGUAUGUCAUAAUUUUGAAAAUAAAAAUACUUAUUUUAUUAAAUAAAUAGCGUAAGAAAAAUGUAAUUGUUUACGUUAUUAGCGUGCAAAACUAAAUUUCUCAAAUUGUCAUAUUUUAUAAGUUAGAAUUAAAUACCAUAUUUUUAUAACCUAAUAUGAACGUGAAUAAUAUAUUAAGAAAUAUUAUUAGAUCUCGAACAGCAAAUAUUAUUUGUCAAAGAUGGAAAAGUUCAGACAAGGAAUUGACUAGUUACGAUCCCUUUCUAGCAAAACCCCAAAAAACCAAAGAAACUUAUCUAGAAGUGAUAAAAAUGUUUGAAGAACGAGAUACAAGAAGACGGGGUCACGUCGAAUUUAUUUAUGCAGCUCUAAGUCGAAUGAAAGAAUUUGGGGUACAAAAGGACUUAGAAGUAUAUAAAGCUCUGGUGGAUGUUUUACCGAAAGGAAAAAUGGUACCCACUAAUGUUUUUCAAGCUGAAUUUAUGCAUUAUCCCAAACAACAACAGUGUGCUGUGGAUUUAUUAGAACAAAUGGAGGAUAAUAAAGUGAUGCCGGAUUCUGAAAUGGAGCAAAUGCUGUUAAACAUUUUUGGAAGACGAGGCAUACCACUCAGAAAAUAUUGGAGAAUGAUGUAUUGGAUGCCUAAAUUUAAAAAUCUCAGUCCAUGGUACUUGCCAGACAAGUUGCCCGUUGAUACCAUGGAAUUGGCAAUACUUGCAUUACAAAGGAUAACAUCAGUUGACUCUGAUACAAAAAUUGACAUAUGGAAGACAGAAGAAAUUGAAGCUUCGUUAGAUAAGACAUGGAUUGUGAACGGUCAAAGUCGAGUGCAGCAAGUGCUGUUAGCGGAACAACCACCCGAUGAACCACUUGUUAUAAAAGGACCAUUUAAUGUGUAUUUACAAGAUCAAAUUGUAACAUACUUUCUACUUAUUGGAAAAACAAGGCCUGAAUACAAAGAUGAUACUGAUUUGGAUGAUGUAUCAAAUAUUGAGAGACCGCCAAGAAUACCAGGAGUUAUUGGAAAAGUAACUUUACCUCAAGUUAAAAACACAAUACACGAACAAGAUGAUGGCACGAUAGUUGCUAUUUGUGCCACAGGGACAUCAUCCAGAGAUUCCUUGCUGUCAUGGAUCAGGCUACUUGAAAAAUAUAACAAUCCCCAUCUAGCAAAUAUACCAGUGAUAUUUACUCUUAUAGCUCCACCAUCAGAUGUCUCGUUAUUUGAUGCUCAACAAGAAAAAGAUACUAAUAAAAAUACUAGUUCAACUAAUUAAAUGGCAACUUUUGUAGUUUAGACAAUCUGUAUUACCAAUAAUAUAAAAUGAUUAUACUGUUA
Molecule: messenger RNA, 1355 nt
Organism: Vanessa tameamea
Lineage: Eukaryota; Metazoa; Arthropoda; Insecta; Lepidoptera; Nymphalidae
Gene: ECSIT
Product: evolutionarily conserved signaling intermediate in Toll pathway, mitochondrial
Exons: 5
Coding region: 172-1293 (373 amino acids)
Biological process (GO): cell surface receptor protein serine/threonine kinase signaling pathway; innate immune response
Cellular component (GO): mitochondrion
Molecular function (GO): protein binding
Source: RefSeq, a predicted model, not a curated record